CGCGUAUGUAAGCACUCCAGCACUCCAGCAUCGCCUGGACGAGCUUCCACGAUAAACGGAGUACCACUGUAUCCAGUACAGUCCCAGCCCCACCUCCACACUGCCUCCAUGGAACUCCCCAGCAUGUUGAGUCUUGACGGGAAAGACCAAAGCUCUCCAUCUCGUGGUUUGAUACAUCUUCAGUCUACAGAGAAGCAUCCUCCCUCCCUCUUCAGAAGCAAAAUCACCUCUCUACUCCGAAGUAAUUGCUUCAAGUCCGGUCAGGACUGUUUGACGAUCACCGACCAACCUGUGUGGGGGGGUUUGAGGCCCCUAAGCAACAGGCUUCGGACCGUGAACUGGCUUACCGACAACUAAGCAACCAAACAGCUAGGCUACUACUCCUGGAAGUCGGCAAUCUACUACGUACAGUUCUUUUAAUCAGGCUCGCUCCCCAAAGCCUUCCGCCCGCAAACAAAUAUACGAGGCAUCCGAGUCUCUGGCGUUCUGCCACAUACUUGUAUCAAUCAGGCCGCAGCCGGAGCUAUUCCUUCCCGUCGAGCAAAGUCGACAUUUGGACCCGACCGGCAGCUGUAUACGGGAGCUACUGGGGCACUUUUGACCGAGGCAUCAGCAUCACAGCGUUUGAACCUUUGUCAAAGUCAAAGUGUAUCCCGUUGCAAACGGCUCAAUUUGACUGACUGCCAUCCCUCCUGACACGAGCUACGGACAAGUUAUUAGAAUCCCCUCUUUUGAACACGGCACCAAUUCUUUACUUGCGUUUGCUACCUCGAACAAACUACCACCACCACCUCCUCCUCCUCCUCCUCCACCCACAGGCGGACAGCCAUUCACUCUCGACUCUGGAGAGACCCCAAUCCAAGCGUAGCGAGCAGCAAGAAUCGACCAGAGCUCCUCAACCAUGGCCACCAUCGCCGCCUCCACGGCCGCAGCAGCAAGCUUGCUGCUCUACGCGGACCACUCGCUCGGCAUAACUCGCGACCUCCAACAAUACCGGCUCGACGCGUCUUUCACCAAACGCUUCCCGCAAUUUCUGGACAGGCUCGGCCCCGCAUCACCGCACCUGUACCGGAUGCUCGAACUGGCGGACCCGACGGCCGACGCGCUCUGGUUCGAAGGCCGCACGUGGAACUACCGGGCCAUGAAGCAGCAAGUCGACGAGCUCGCGCUCGGCCUGCACCACACGCUGGGCGUGCGGGACGGCGACAUCGUGGCCGUCUUCAUGACCAACUGCCCGGAGAUGCUGUUCACCGUGUUCGCGCUGACCCGGCUAGGCGCGGCGCCGGCGCUGAUCAACAACGCCCUGCGCGACGAGACGCUGCUGCACUGCGUCCGACUGCCCCGGGCCAACUUGAUCCUGACCACGCCCGACCUCGCCGCGCACGCCGCCUCCGUUGCAAAGUCGCUGUCGGACACCGACACGGACAGUAUCAGAACAGUCCGAUUGAACCUGGGCUCCUUCCCGUCCAGCGCGGCGUUUUCAACGCUUUCAGAACCAAACGUGAUGGAGUUCCCGUUUUAUGUUCCCGAUCACGAAAACGGACAGCAGUUGUCACCGCCGAGUCUCAAUCUCCCGCCCGUACCGCCCAAGACUCUGGCCAGUGUCGCUGCGCUGAUCUACACGUCCGGCACGACGGGCAAGCCCAAGGCAUGCAGCGUCAAGAACGCGCUGAUCUGCGUCGUGUCGGUGACGACGUCGCCAGACCACGCGCAUCCGAAAAAAUACCUGGACGGCCUGCGCACGUACAGUUGCAUGCCGUUGUUCCACGGGACGACCUUCUUCACGGGCCUGUGCUACAGCGUGUCGCAGAGCGGGUGCUUCUGUCUGGCGCGCCGGUUCAGCGCGCGCAAUUUCUGGAAGGACGCGCACGAGUCGCGGGCCACGCGCAUCUUGUACGUCGGCGAGCUUGUGCGGUUCAUACUCGCGACACCGCCUGGACGGUACGAUCGGGAUCAUCGCGUGCUUGUCGCCGCGGGCAACGGUCUGCAGAAGGAUGUGUGGGUCGAGUUCCAGAAGCGGUUCGACGUGCCAGAAGUCCGGGAAUUCUAUCGGUCGACCGAGGGCCUUGUGCGGUUCGAUAAUGUUCACAAGCGUGGACGCCCCGGUGCCGGGAGGGUCGGGUACAUGGGCAUACUCCGGAAAAAGGUGUUUGAUAAGGGCCAGCAGUAUAUCAUCAAGUUCGAUUAUGAGACGGAGAUGCCGGUGCGCGACAAAGAAACCGGUUGGUGUAUUGUCGCGGCCAAGGGCGAGCCCGGCGAGGCCAUCGCCCGCAUCAGAGAUCUGGCCACGUACACGGAUUACCACGGGAACAGGGAGGCCACGGAGAAGAAAAUCCUCCGCGAUGUGUUUGAGAAGGGCGACGUGUACCAGCGCAGUGGGGAUCUGCUCGUGCAGGAGCCGGACAACUGGGUCAAGUUCGUCGAUCGCAUCGGCGACACGUAUAGGUGGAUGGGCGAGAAUGUGUCGGCCGGUGAGGUCCGGGGUUUCAUUUCGGAAUUGCCGGGCGUCAAGGAUGCCGUCGUCGUGGGCAGGAGGCUGGAUGGGUACGAUGGGCAGGCGGGCACGGCGUUGAUCGUUUUGGACAACAACAAUGACAAGGAGAGUGAGAAGCAAGGGCGUGGUGCGAGCACUGAAAAGGUGUUUGUGGCCGGCUUGUUCAAGGCUCUGAGGAGUAAAGGCGUGCCCAAGUAUGCGGUGCCCAGGCUCGUCAUGAUCAGGGAGGAGUUGGUCGAUGUCGGUGAUACGUUCAAGCAUGCGAAGAAUGUGGUCAAGAAUAUCGAGUGGGCAGAUGUAGAUGCAGAUGCAGAUGCUUCGGGCAAGGGCAAGGACAAGGGCAAGGGCGGAAAUAAGUAUUGGCUCGACCUGGAGGAGGAGAGGUAUAAGAGUUUGGAUCGCGAGAGUUGGAAGAGGAUAGAGGAAGGGAAGGCGAAGUUGUAGAUGGGGAUACAGUCCUAGUAGAUGGGCGAUGGGUGUGGACGGAUGGUGUUAUAGCGCACAGCGGACAGUUACUUAUUAUUACUGGCAUCGUAUAUAAAGGAGAUGUUAGAGCUACGGCAGAAUGCGGAAGACGAAGAUGAAGAUGAAGUACCUUAGGUACCAGGUAGGUAUCCAACUUGGUGUUCAUACGUAGGGAGGUACAGCAAUAUGAUAUACAUUCACACUA
Messenger RNA from Exophiala xenobiotica, 3164 nucleotides. RefSeq lists its product as uncharacterized. NCBI's taxonomy places the organism in Eukaryota, Fungi, Ascomycota, Eurotiomycetes, Chaetothyriales, Herpotrichiellaceae. The coding region runs from base 902 to 2938 and encodes 678 amino acids. The transcript has a single exon. The record is from RefSeq and is a predicted model, not a curated record. Gene Ontology annotation, molecular function: long-chain fatty acid-CoA ligase activity; long-chain fatty acid transmembrane transporter activity.